ACAAAACUGUAUAUUCUGCAUCCAAGGCGAAAGAAUCUAGAAUGUAGUAAAUGGUUUGCGCGUUUAGCUCCUAGGCUUUGCAGAUGACACGCAGUCUGAAGGCAACGCCCUUGACCGCCCUCUGGAUAAGCCAACUAGCUUUUCACAUAAGCCUUCCAUGUUAUUGGAGCACUCUUCGACUCCUACUUAUUCUGUAUCUAUGCAAGUUGCAGCCACGGAAUGCAUACGUGAUUCGCCAAGUGCGGACUGGCGCCGAACUUGUAAACGCGUGGGAGGACAACAUCGUUACGCAUAUUGAUGUGUUAGAAGACAUCGCAGUCUCCGAAGCGGACUUUAACACCAGCUCCCCAGUACUGCUCAACAGGAGUGUAACAGUGGAAAGCGAUGUCGCCUCCGCUGGGACGUUUGGCUAUAUUUUAAACUUUAACUUUUUGCAGCGAAAGGUAACCCUGGGCCCUGGCACCACGCUUACAUUGCGGAACGUCAUCAUCAUGAACUUCCGCGCCGGGACGCUCUCAGCCAGCCCAGGUCUGGACAUCCUCACGCCCACGCAGCACGUGCCCGACGCGCCUCCCUCCAUGGUCAUCAUCCAGGACGCCAUGGUCCUGCUGCGCUGGUGCUACCCGGCGAGCACACAGGACGAAAACAUCCG
Messenger RNA from Astrephomene gubernaculifera, 652 nucleotides. The record is from the annotation of a GenBank genome assembly. NCBI's taxonomy places the organism in Eukaryota, Viridiplantae, Chlorophyta, Chlorophyceae, Chlamydomonadales, Astrephomenaceae.